GCACUUACUGAGCAAUCUCCUUCAGCUGUUUGGGUAACAGGAAGUGACGAAACUGCACUAGAAUCAUGUCGCUUUAUAGAGGUCGGCGGAGUGCUGGAGAACACUAGCGACAUCCCAAAAAGAGUCACACAGGGAGCUUGUUGUGAUCACCUCAGCCUGUUUUAUACACGGACAGACUUCGGACCAAACAGAAGAAUCCCUUCAGGGGUAGUAUUACAAAUAAAGAAACUCGACCUCAUCUUUGGGAUAUAGCGGAGGUCCGAAUAAAGCAGCGGGAUAAGGACACUUGUCUCCGUUACAUAAGGUUGGGCCACUGCUGAAAAUCUAUCCUCAUCCAGAGGAGUGGAAACCCAAAACCUGAGCCAUGGGGGAUUAUUACGAGAUCCUGGGUGUAACGAAAAAUGCAUCCCAUGACGAUAUAAAGAAAGCGUACAGAAAAAAAGCACUGAAGUGGCAUCCAGACAAAAACCCAAACAACAAAGAACAGGCAGAUAAAAUGUUCAAAGAGAUCUCGGAGGCAUAUGAAGUCCUGUCAGAUGAAAACAAACGGAGACAGUAUGAUAAAUAUGGUAAAGAAGGCCUAUCUCAUAGAGGAGGCCAUUAUGAUGAGGGUUUCAUGGGCGGAUUCACAUUCCGAAAUCCAGAUGAUGUCUUCAGGGAAUUCUUUGGAGGCCGAGAUCCAUUUGCAGAUUUCUUUGCUGAUGACCCCUUUGAAGAUUUCUUUGGUGGGCGGCGUCACAGGGGUGUGAGCAGGAGCAGGACGACAGGUUCAUUCUUUCCUGGGUUUUCUCCAUUCGGUUCCCCCUUUUCUGGGUUUGACGCAGGUUUCACCCCGUUUGGCCCAAUGGGUGGGGGUGGCUUCACCUCAUUUUCCUCCUCCUCAUUUGGGGGGGGUGGAGGUGGUGGAAUGGGAAACUUCCGCUCUGUCUCUACAUCCACCAAAUUCAUCAAUGGAAAGAGGAUCACCACCAAACGUAUUUUAGAGAACGGCCAAGAGAGAGUGGAGGUAGAGGAGGACGGUCAGCUCAAAUCUCUCACAGUCAAUGGUGGAGGAGGGUGUUGCAGCAGACGUAGCCCUUUUCCGGAGAUGAAAAAAGGUAUUUCUGAUGACAAUGCAUUGGAGGAAAGCCGCAGACAGAAUGCCCUCUCUAGCGCUGCCCCACACAACCGUUACCUUCGAAAUGUGGCCCAGAACCCUUCAGAGGAGGAGGAGGAGGACAGAGGCCUGCAGAAUCUGGGACUUGCCAGAGGGAUUUUUGACACCAGGAGAAAGAAACUAUUGCUGAAGGAAUCAGACACCAAAAAGAAGCGGAUGCCAAGAAUGGCUCCUCGGAUUGGAGUGUGGUUCUAACAAUAUUUGUGUUGUUUUUAUUGUUCAUUUUCUAAAACUGAGGAGAUAUAUAAAGACAUGCAUAUUAGAUAGUAUCACACAUGCUCAAAUUAUUCUUUUUAAAUAGAAUACAUGGAAAGUUUAUUUCUCAAUGUUCUGCUUUGACAUGCUGCAUUCAUCUAGUGUUGUCAAAGUCAGUAUGGCCCACUAAAAAGCCGCAGUCGCAUCAGCUCAUUGUAACUAUUUUCUCCAUUCUAUUUUUUUUCUUCUGUAUUUGUUUUGGAUAUAGGAUAAAGUUCAAAACAAAUUGCAUUUAUCCAACCCUGUGAUUUAAUCAUCUGGCAAUCCAUCACCAUGCAUGUAAUGAUCUCGUUCAUUAUCCCGAUUUAAUGUGUAAAAAGCAAUCACACUCUCGUUUGUACUUACUUUAUUCAUGGUUUUUAAGCAUGUAGGACAUUCCCCUGCAUUGCUGUGGUAUUGAAAACAGACAAUUCAAAAGAGAGCCAAAACACAUCACUCAUAAGAUAAUUAAAUGCAACUGAAAUUCAUUUAUUCAUGUUUUAAAACACUAAACAAAUCUCGUCGUUAAUUUGUAAAAUUAUAUUUAGGUUACACACACAUCUGUUUUCAGCACUCUGAUAUAUUUUUAAUAAAGAAAAUAAUUCAUUAUUAACAUAAAAGUGAGGCAUUUUAAAGUUUGUGUGUUUGCCGUACUUUUGGUGCUUUAUACAUUUUGUAUUAAAUGAUGGAGCACAAACUCAGGAGUGACAUGAUAUGUAAAAUAUGCUUAAAAGCAUCACUAUGGAGGUGACAAAUAAGAAACAGGUUGAUAGGUCGGACUAGUGCACCAAGAAUGGAAAGAGAAAGACAAGGGAGAAAAAGAAGGGAAAACGAUUUUUAAAUUAUUCAUUCACCAAUGUGAGAGAACACGUUUUCACCAGUCUGCCUUUUGAUCCAGUCUUAAGCACUGUAUCAAUAUUUCAGAGAAAACUGCAGAUAUGGUAUGUCCUUUCAGAACCGGCAGCAUGGCUUUAAUUUUACUCCGACUACUGCAUGUAUGUGUUUCGUUUUGUUUUCGAUAUGAAACAGAGACCCAAAUCUGUGGAAAAUCAUAGUUCCUAUAUUAAAAAGGGAAAUAAAAAUGAAGAGCUACAAAGACACAUUUUUAGUAAUGCACAUUAAAAAGUUUAUAUUCUGAUGUGUUAUAGUCAGUUUUUGCUGAUGCUUUAUCAAUAUGUAUUAUUUCUUAAUACAAAUUUAUGCAGUUAACUGGUAGUGGUGUGAACUGAGGCAGUUUUAAUCAAGUACUGUUAUUUUCAAAGCCAUGAAUGUCUGUUCAUGCUGUACAGCAAUAACUAAUAAAUUGUGUUAUUGGGGGAAAACACAAAAAGAUUUCACCAUGCUAGAAAAUGGCUUGUUUACUUACAGCUGUGAAGGUUUUUCUUUGUAAUAUCGACAAAAAGGCUUAUUUUUGAAGCAUGUGUGUCUAGUCAUUGCUGCCUUUUUAAAACAUACACCAAUAAAGCUUGAAAGUUGCACAUUUUGUAUGUUUUG
Messenger RNA from Onychostoma macrolepis, 2884 nucleotides. RefSeq names its product DnaJ heat shock protein family (Hsp40) member B6b (gene dnajb6b). The record is from RefSeq and is a predicted model, not a curated record. NCBI's taxonomy places the organism in Eukaryota, Metazoa, Chordata, Actinopteri, Cypriniformes, Cyprinidae. Gene Ontology annotation, biological process: positive regulation of proteasomal ubiquitin-dependent protein catabolic process; protein refolding. Gene Ontology annotation, molecular function: Hsp70 protein binding; ATPase activator activity. The transcript is spliced from 11 exons. Gene Ontology annotation, cellular component: endoplasmic reticulum membrane; cytosol. Bases 365 to 1351 code for a protein of 328 amino acids.